Molecule: messenger RNA, 2013 nt
Organism: Amphimedon queenslandica
Lineage: Eukaryota; Metazoa; Porifera; Demospongiae; Haplosclerida; Niphatidae
Product: GRAM domain-containing protein 4-like
Exons: 19
Coding region: 37-1842 (601 amino acids)
Biological process (GO): negative regulation of toll-like receptor 9 signaling pathway; apoptotic process
Source: RefSeq, a predicted model, not a curated record
AGAUGAUUCAUUGUGACUGUGACCAUUCAGUUCAUCAUGAUCAGAAGGGCACUGAUAGCUCGUAGAAAAGAGAAAGAGAGAGACAGUCUAAGAUACACUAGGGAAGGAGGAGAUGAAGAUGAAUUGGUCGAUGUAGAAGAUAAGUAUGAAGCCAUUGGCAUUGAAGAAGCAGAAAAAUUAUCUGCCUGUGAUGAAAAGAAUGAGGAUACUCUUUCUACAUUAGAGAAAGUAUGGGAUGAAGCAGAUAAAGUGGUAUAUGAGCAACAAAUGGAACACCUUCAUGAUCAACUGACAGCAGCACUCAUUGAUAACCAAGAACUUAAAAUGAAACUUAAAUCAAUGGAGAGUGGGGAGGCAAAGAGUCAGGAAGCAACUGCCACCAAAACUAAAAAAUAUGGUUCUUACAGAGGGAGGGACUUGUCAACGUCAACUACCAGAGAAGGUUUUGAGAGUGUCUCAUCUCAACCAACCAUACCCACUGACAUUACUUCUUCCAGACCGUCAAGGUAUGUAAGAUGGUGGGAUAGAAUCAAAGACAAUUUAUUUGGGAUAUUGUAUGACUUUACUGACGACUCACAAACCGAAGAAGAAGAAGCACAAGAGGCUCCAUUGCAAUAUAAACUAUUAAGAGAAAACCUGCAGAGAUUAAGAGUAUCCAGUAAACCUUAUCUAGAUCUUCUUGACACGUUGAUUGCCAUAAAGGAUUGGAAGAACCCAUCACUAACCCUGGUCAUAUUUUUACUGUACAUGUAUUGUGUAUGGAAUGGCUGGUUAAUCCAAUGUCUCCUACUACUCGCUAUCAUUUAUUUAUCUCUAAACUAUCUUCGUACAACUGGCCUCACGGGACAGUUUGGUUUUGGGUCUCAUCCAGCAAGAGGAAGUGAGGAUGAUAGUCAUCAUGGUACUUCUGAAACACUUCGUGAUAAGUUUCAGCUAAUGAAACACAUUGGACAGAGAAUUCAAAAUACAUCAGAAACUGUUUCUGAUAAUCUUGAGAAAGGACAAAAUUUGUUGGAGUGGUAUCAGCCUCAGUCAACUCGUAAGGUGUACACAAUGCUGUGUGGAGCUUUCAUAGCAACACUGUUCAUACCUAAUGACUAUUCGAUGACAAUAGCAGGUUUAGGUAUUGGUUUCAAUUUGUUCAUAAGGGAUAAUAUUUAUAGAAAGUAUCCAAAUGUGAAAAAUAAAUAUGAUGGCUUCGCACGAAUGUGGAGGUCAUUACCAACUCACAAAGAUAUCAUAACCCUCCAGUCAAUGACUGAAGAUGAAAUACGUGAGCACUGUGAAAGUGGCAGUGAAUUGUCUUCUCUAACAAGCUCCUCUUCUACUAUCUCAAUUAGGGACACCUCAUUUUGUGAAAGAUUUCAAUUAUCAUUUGAAGAGACACCACUUGAAAGUUGGAGGUCAGGUAAAAGGUGCACACUGUUGGAAAAGGAUCGGCCACUCACUGGUUCCAAGCAAGGACGCAUAUUCCUUACACACAGCUUUUUAUGUUUUGAGAGGUCACCGAGACCUAAUGACAGUGCUGAUAGGUUUACCAUUUCUUUGGGUGAUAUUAGCAAGAUAUGCAAAGCUAAACCUUUUGCAGUUCUACCAGGCAGUGGCAUGUCAAUUGAAGUAACAGUCAAAGGCAGAGAAAAACCAUAUUUAUUUGGUGCUAUACUCCAUCAUGAUCAAGCCUACCUCUCCAUAUGCGAUCAAGCUAUGAUCAUCGGUCUCCCUUGGGGCAGCGACCUUGACUCGAGUGAGAGACAAACCUUUUCGACUCUUUCUGCAAGAGACCCCUCACCUUCAUGGGAGAGAAGUGGAGGAAACACGUCACUGGAAGAGUGCUGGAGAUGAUAAUGCAAUGACUAUUGGUGCCCACAUGUGAUAUGCUGCACUAAAGUAUUACAAAUUGUGUCGUCAUAUAACAAUUAGAUGCUCAUUAUAAUAUAUAGUUGAGUGUUUUAUUUUUAGCAUUAUAUUCUUCUUCUAAUAAAAAAACAUUUACAACAAUGACAAUGUUACAAA